Sclerotinia borealis F-4128 is the source of this 576-nucleotide messenger RNA. The record is from the annotation of a GenBank genome assembly. Lineage: Eukaryota; Fungi; Ascomycota; Leotiomycetes; Helotiales; Sclerotiniaceae.
AUGGUACGAAUUAAAAACCGAUACCUUUUGGUCAAUAUCCUCUAUCCGGAACUGGAGAAAGAUUUGGGUAGUAAGGAGAAACUGCCAGAUGUAGUGCUGUUCAAUCAACCAACCGUUGAUGCGCUGAAUCCGCGGGCACUACUAAGGGGAAUCCAGAUGGAAGUUGCGAAUCUAUUUGGAGACUAUGGCAGUGGUGCGAUUGCGGAUAGUAUUGCUGUGAAAUAUUUGUCAUCUGCAACAUCGACAUUCAUUCUACGGGUUUCGCGAGCGCAUUAUAGGAUUGUGUGGGCGGCUUUGUCAUUGAUGAAUAGUUUGCCUAUCAAAAAUGGCAAAAAUUGUGUAUUCAGGGUUGUGAGGGUUAGUGGGACGAUAAGGAAGGCCGAGGAGGAAGCUAUUAGAAGGGCAAGGGAGAUGAUAUUAAAGGCCCGCCGAGACCUAGGGGAACAAAGCGAAUCUACACUGGGGAAGAUGUUUGGCACAAAUAAGGAGACUACUGCGGAAUCCGCGAAAGAUGUCAGGAUGGUGGAUGCGGUCGAUAGUGAUGAAGAUGAUGAAUUAAGUGACGGAAAUGGAUGA